AACCCGCUCCAUGCUGGGGGAGGGGUUGGGGGGGGGUCGGAAGAGGAGGAGGACGACGACGAGGACGACGACGAGGAAGUGGAGGAAGAGGAAGUGGAGGCCGAGGAGGAGGACAAGGAGGAUUCGGGGGAGGAGGAGGAGGAGGAGGAGGAGGAGGAGGAGGAGGAGGAGGAGGAGGAGGAGGAGGAGGAGGAGGAGGAGGAGGAGGAGGAGGAGGAGGAGGAGGAGGAGGAGGAGGAGGAGGAGGAGGAGGAGGAUGAGUAGGGGGAGGAGGAGGGGUAGGAGGAGGGGUAGGUGGAUGAGGAGGAGGAUGGGUAGGAGGUAGUGUAGGGGGGAAAUAAGUAGUA
This is a messenger RNA of Closterium sp. NIES-67, 347 nucleotides long. The record is from the annotation of a GenBank genome assembly. Lineage: Eukaryota; Viridiplantae; Streptophyta; Zygnematophyceae; Desmidiales; Closteriaceae.